Messenger RNA from Cyprinus carpio (common carp), 6039 nucleotides. Its product is annotated as metal transporter CNNM4-like. The record is from RefSeq and is a predicted model, not a curated record. Gene Ontology annotation, molecular function: sodium ion transmembrane transporter activity; magnesium ion transmembrane transporter activity. Gene Ontology annotation, cellular component: plasma membrane. NCBI's taxonomy places the organism in Eukaryota, Metazoa, Chordata, Actinopteri, Cypriniformes, Cyprinidae. Gene Ontology annotation, biological process: magnesium ion transport; magnesium ion homeostasis.
GUGUGGCAGCGAUGACGUGACGUAAGGUCCAGCCUUGCGGAGAGAGCGCAACAAACAUGGCGACAGAGCGGAGCGGACAGGGGUGUCUUCUAACUUUCAUCGUCUUCCUCUGGAGCUCUGUCGGCGGGCGAACGGAGACGUCAAGCCCCGGUUCCAGCAGUCAGAUCCUGGGCAUGCGGCUGGAGAGGAGCGAUAAAGCGGUCAGCACGACGGAGGACGGGCUCAUCCAGGUAACGGAGGAGAGCAGCGUCGUGCUCAGGUUUUAUGGGCUGCACCUGAGCCCGGACUCAGCAUCCCACAUCAGGUUCACAGAGUAUGUGGAUACGGGGGACAGUGACGAGUCAAACAGGACUUGUGAGGAUUUCACCAAAGACCUGAGCAUCAGCACCUUCAUGAACGUGAGCAGCAGAGGGACGUCAGGUCUGGUGAGUGUGUAUGUGAAGCCACUGCGUAAGAGUGAACGAGAAAAGACCUACAGCCUGUGUGUCAGGCACGGUUUGGGAGACAAAUGGGUCCAGCUGGGUGAAAAUGAUGGAAGAUUAUUAGUCAUAGAGGAGAAAGAAUAUUUUCUACCUCUGUGGUUCCAAAUCAUAUUGAUUACAGGUUUGCUGGUGCUGUCCGGCAUGUUCAGUGGACUCAACCUGGGGCUUAUGGCAUUGGAUCCAAUGGAGCUUCGCAUUGUACAAAGCUGUGGAACUACUAAGGAAAAGAAGUAUGCGCGAAAAAUCGAACCCAUUCGAAGCAAGGGCAACUAUCUGCUUUGCUCUUUAUUGUUGGGUAACGUGUUGGUCAACACAACUUUGACGAUCCUGCUAGAUGAUUUGAUUGGGUCGGGGUUGGGAGCCGUGGUGGCGUCUACUGUUGGCAUUGUCAUAUUUGGUGAAAUCGUGCCACAAGCGCUCUGCUCACGCCACGGUUUGGCUGUAGGUGCCAACACUAUCGUGUUGACCAAAUUUUUCAUGCUCCUGACCUUCCCCUUGUCAUUCCCCGUCAGUAAGCUCUUGGACUGCAUUCUUGGGCAGGAAAUCGGCACCGUAUACAACCGUGAGAAGCUGGUGGAGAUGCUGAAGGUCACCGAACCCUACAACGACCUGGUCAAAGAAGAACUGAACAUCAUACAAGGUGCUCUGGAACUCAGAACCAAGACGGUUGAGGAUGUGAUGACGCCUCUGAGCAACUGCUUCAUGAUUCACAUUGACACCGUGCUCGACUUUAACACCAUGUCUGAGAUCAUGGAAAGCGGCUACACGCGGAUACCCGUGUACGAUACCGAACUCUCCAACAUCGUGGACGUCCUGUACGUCAAAGACCUGGCCUUCGUUGACCCCGACGACUGCACGACGCUUAAAACAGUCACCAAGUUCUACAACCACCCGGUGCAUUUCGUCUUCCACGACACUAAGCUGGAUGCCAUGUUGGAGGAGUUUAAGAAAGGUAAAUCCCACCUGGCCAUCGUUCAGAAGGUGAAUAAUGAGGGCGAAGGAGAUCCGUUCUACGAGGUUCUGGGUCUGGUCACGCUGGAGGACGUCAUUGAGGAGAUCAUCAAAUCUGAGAUCCUGGACGAGUCUGAUCUUUACACUGACAAUAGUAAUAGAAAGAAAGUGGAUCCCAACAAGAACAAGAGGGACUUUUCUGCUUUCAAACAUGAGAGGGAAUCCAAAUUCAAGAUAUCGCCUCAACUAAUGCUAGCAGCACAUCGUUUCCUCGCUACUGAGGUGAGCCUUUUCAGUCCGCUUCAGAUUUCAGACAAGGUCUUACUGCGAAUCCUCAAGCAUCCGGAUGUCAUUCAGGAGAUUAAGUUCAACGAGAACGACAAGCGCUCGCAACAGCACUAUUUAUAUCAGCGUGGAAAACCUGCCGACUUUUUCGUCCUUAUCCUUCAGGGUCGGGUGGAAGUUGAGGCUGGAAAUGAGAAUAUGAAGUUUGAGACGGGUCCUUUCUCUUAUUAUGGAGUCAUGGCACUGAAUACACCAUGCCUGGCUGUCACCCCCCCUCUCUCUCCUUCCGUGGUGUCGCCUCGUCCGCGCCGCCUUUCGCUUAAGAGGUUUUCUCUGUUCUCGCGUUUUCCAGAGUUUCGCUCCCCGUCUCACUUGAGUGGUUUGAACCGCUCGGCGUCUCUGAGCUGCACUGAGAGAGUCGACUCGGUGUCCAUCAUCGGCAGUAACAGCCAGCUCAAUAACAGCCCUGUGGCACAGUACAUCCCUGAUUUUAACGUGCGGGCCCUCACUGACCUGCAGUAUGUGAAGGUCACUCGUUCGCAGUACCAAACCGGCCUCCUGGCUUCAAAACUGGACAGCACGCCCCAGUCCCCUGAGAGCAGCCAUAUCCGUCUGGACCCCGGCCCUCUUCCGCCUCUGACCCCUCCCAUGUCCUCUACUCUGAACCACACCACAGCGCCGCCGGCUCCCAGAGAGAACGGGCCGGAUGAGACGACCUCGCUGCUCAACGACAGGAACAGCCUGUCCAAACGGCGUCCGAGCCACAUCCACCCUCAGAACCAGUCACACCUGAACACCAACUCUAGCCCCGCCCCUCAUCCCCACGGCAACAGCAGCCCGACGCCCCUCCCCAACCCUCUCACGCAUCACAUGCACACGUUCACGCACACGCACACAGAGAGCACCAUUUGACAACACUAAUCUGGGGCUCAGAGAGCUCCAGAGCUGACCGCAGGCAAUCGCACGAAUACACUGGACGAUGUAGCAUACUUUCUCUCGAUUCGAGAUGACAAAGUAUGUUAAAAAAAAAACUCCAAAAAGGUGCAUCGUCUUCAAUAUUGGACGUGAUCUCACUGUGAUUUUAGGGGCUGCGGGUUCAGCCCGACGCUGAGGUGUUCAGUUAUGCAGACUGUUAUGCCUGCUAUUGCAUGCUAAUCAUGUAGACACUCUCUCAAAGCUUUCAGCGCAUAAGUGUGUUCGGUAUGCAACACAUACCGUUUAAAGGCAUUAUACAAAUUCAUCAGUAUCUAACCGAAUUAUUGAACAAUAUGCACUUUUUAUAAUAUCUCUGAUCCAGCAGCAUACAUUUGUGUGCUGUAGUUUUCUGAGAUUUUGACCAUAAGAGCACUUUGAGUCUCAUAAGCUAUUAUUGGACUGAAUCCUUUUAGCACAGAGAAAGACGGUUCUGGUCUAGUUUUUCUGCUUUAUGGUACUAUAUGAUUUUGACCGCUUUCUUUCAAAGUCGAAAGCAUCAAGCCAACGUGAUUUGGUAAGUGUGGCUGUGUGAUGUAGCUGUAUGUGGCGCAAUCAUAGCUCAACGUGACAAACGUGAAGGGAAACUUUGUAAAUUUAGUUUGGAGACGUGAAAUUUGCUGACGCAGAUAUGGUUUGGAGAACCAGACGUGGUCAGUUAGUGCUCAGAACAGACAUUUGUAACCAAAAAAAAGAAAAGAGCAUUAACCAAUGCAAAUUCAGAUCUGUGAUAUAUGAUAAAAAACAUGAUAUAAUUUAUUUAAACAUUAAUAUAUUUAUUUUUUGUCUAAAUUAGUAUGUAUGUAUAUUUGUUUAAUUUAUUUUUCUUUCUUUUUUUGACACAAUUAUAAUUCAUCCUCCGGGACAAAAAUGAGUUAUAUUUGACAACAAAAUAUUUUAUUUGACAAAAUUUAUUUGUUUACACCAUUUAAGAUUUUUUGCAUCAUAUUAUGGAUUAUUUUCAUGAGAAUUAAGCACAUUUGCUUCACAAAUUCUCUAUUACUGGAAUACAACUAUUUGUUUGUUUAAAUUAUAUUUAUUUUUUUAAAAAACUUAAAAGCCAUACAAAUAUAUAAAUGCUUAACAAUAUACUUUUUUUUUACUUUAUACUAAUGAAAAUGAUAACACAAAAAUCUUAAUGGUCCUAAUUAUAUAUUAAUUUUGAUUUUGGGGUGAAAUAUGACCUUAGAUUUUGUACGAUUUAACCAGUUCUUGAUCUCGAAGGCUACGACUGUCCAUCAAACAACACAAAUGCUGUUUUCCACCGACAUUCCCAUCCUCAGAAACAGUGUUGAUUCUCAUGCAUUUCUGAAUCUUCAGUAUCUCUUCCUGAAGUGUAAAGUCACUAGUGCUGUUUGGUUUGUUAUAUGCCUCUAGACCAUAGGUUACUUAAAGGAAUAGUUCACCCAAAAAACAUAACAUUUACUGAUCCUUAGCCCAUCUAAAAUGUAAAUGAGUUUCUUCAUCUGAACAGAUUUGGAGAAAUGUAGCAUUACAUGACUUUUUCACCAGUGGAUGCUCUGCAGUGAAUGGGUGCCGUCAGAAUGAGAGUCCAAACAGCUGCUAAAAACAUCUCAAUGAUCCACACAAAUCCACCAAGACAUUUUCAUUGUUGCUUUCAGCUAAAAUAUGAGUCCUUUCUCCAUAAUAUUGCUUUCUUCAAUGAAAAAAUGGUCUUGUCUGAAUCAGGAGAGAAAUCUGCACAGAUAAAGUACUGCUUACGAGAGAAAACAGCUCAAAACUAAUAAGUGAGUGAAUUUGUUUCUUACAAACAGCUUUUUGCUUCACAAGACAUUAAUUUAUGGACUGGAGUUGUGUGGAUUAUUGUGGUGUUUUAUCAGCUGUUUGGACUCUCAUUCUGACGGCACCCAUUCACUGCAGAGCAUCCAUUGGUGAGCAAGUCUCAAUUUAUUUUCCAAUGAAGAAACUUUCAGCAAAUGUAAUUAAUUUUUUUAUUUUUUUAGUGAACUAUUAGAAACUUAAGCCUCUUUCCUUGCACUAGCUUUAAGAGUUUCUGCAUCUUCUUGCAUUGACCAUAAACUGGUUCUGUCCAGAGAUCACGUUUCGGAGGUCACACAGUGAUUUUUCCAUUGUGUUCCUCUAAUGCUGAGCUGACAUUAGAAACCAUUUUUAAACCUUAUUCAGAUGUAUUCAUACUGUAACAACGCUAUGCAGUGCAUGCAUAAAGCUUCCAGUGUUAAAGUGUUCUUUUAUUUUAUUUCAUAAAUUGUUAAAAAAAAAAAAAAAAUCCCAGUGAGAGUUACAGAGUAUUAGAAAUAAUUAUGGAGAAGAAUAGCACUGGAUUGAUUAUUUAUGUUUUCUCAUUGAACAGUAUAAAACUGACUUUGUCCAACUAGUGUAUGAUGAUUUAUAAGUUAUUUAUAAAUGUUUUGUUGCCUUUACGAGAGAUUUAAAUCUGAAGCAAUAAAUAGGUCUGUUUCUUUUUAAGAUGUUUAAUGUACAAUUGCACAGUGAGAGAAAUAAGUUUUCAUUUUACCUCAACUGAUAUUUCUUGUAUGUGAAAUUUGAGUAGUAUUUACUUCAACUGAAACCAAAACGUGGGCAUUGCGCUCAAACUCUGUACUGAGGCGUAACAUGUUAUAUCAUGACCAAAGUUGCAACACUACAUGGAAUUAAAUUUGUAAAUGAACACAUCAGCCAAAGCCUUUUUCACUUUGAUUUGUCCAUAUAAUGCCCAUGUUUCUCUCUUACUGCAAGGUGACUCUGCUUGUGGAAACUAAUGAAAUUCUUUUGAGCGUGAUGCUGGGAUUUCGAUCCGGUUCCGUAAUCUGCUUUUAAUGUUCAUGGCAGGAACUCAAUGGGAUAGAUGUUGUGCAUGUUCCCCUGUUUGAUAAUUACACCACAGUUAAAGAUUACAAAAGUGUGUUUUCACCAAGCGUCUGCAUUUUCCACGCUGCAUUUAUUUACUUUUCAGGGUCAUGACCUAUAUUGACCUUUCAAACUGUUCAGGGUAUUGAAUUGCAUACUAAGCAGACUUUGUUUUGGGUUCACUAUAGGCCUACAUAAAGAGUGAAAACACACCGUCUUCCAUUAAAAAGCCAUGUGAAAUACAGAAAAAUAACUCCAUCAUUUAUUUUAGAGUGGGGUUAGUUUAUUUUUGUCAGUUACUUUUUAAAGCAUCACAGCAAACUGUAAUUAUGUUUUUUUUUUGUUUUUUUUUAAGUUGCUCUCUUUAAAGGGAAAUGCAAACGCAGAUGUACUGUACUACUUCCCAUGAACACGAUCGUAUUUAAAUCAAUCUGUAUAUAAUAUUUUGUAUUUCAUUUGAGUUCUGAUUAUGUAAAUGCUAAACCUAAAUAAUUAUAUAUUAAAACGCCUCUUUUGCUCA